GAAAUGGUGUUGUUUGUUGUUGUAUAAAACUUUUUUUAUGAUGGAAAACUAUGAGGAAAUGUAUAAUUCGAUUUGCCGCAUAUGUUUGAAUUACGGAAACAAACAAAAUAUGGUGUCAUUAAUUGAUAAUAAUACAAAGGAUGGCAUUAGUUGUCAUGGCAAAGCGGUUCUAAGUUUUACAAACAUAUCAAUAAAAAAACAAGACAGUUUACCAUCAGUUAUGUGUAUAAAAUGUUUAUAUUUGUUAAAACAAGCUAUUUAUUUUAAAUUAUUAUGCGAAUCGAGUGAUAAAUGCUUAAGAAACUUUGUUAGUAUUGUGGGUGACAAUAUCGAAAAAAUGAAAGAAAAAGUCGUAGAAUACACUAUGUUAAGGUUUUAUUUACCGAACGAACAAUUAUAUUCUUCAAAUAAAAUCAUUAAAAAUAAACAAACGAAAAACAGCGAUAUCAUUUCUAUUACAAACGAAAGUGUUACUAUGUCAGAAAAAAAGUUAAACGACGUAGCUAUCUCAGCAGACUAUUUUAAUGACCAAUCUGACCUAGAACCAUACAAGGAAGACGAAGAUAUAAUAUUAGAAGAUAUGGAAAAACUAAUUAAAGAAAAUGUUUUUACUAGUUCAGUAAAAAAACAUAAACCAUUCAAGAGAAAGCAUUUAAAAAUAAAACGAAAACUCGUAAAGAGACAAAAAAUGUUAGCGAUCCAAAAAGCAAUCGAACAAAGAAAAACAAUUAAAUUGAUCUGUAAAGUGUGUAACAAAGUCCUCGCCAACCAACACACAUAUGAACAUCACAUGCAAAGACACAAUGGCUGCAGAUACAUCUGCGAGCACUGCGGCAAAGGAUUUCCAGUUCGAACCGAACUUCAAAUUCACCAAGUAUCCCGUCACGGUACAGGACCAUACUUACAAUGUUCGCAUUGUCCUUUCAAAGCACCUAGAAAAUUCGAUUUGAUCGAACACGAGAGACUGCACACCGGGGAAAGGCCUUAUACAUGCGAAAAGUGUGGGCUUACGUUCAGACGACGCGGAAUAUGGAGGAAACAUUUGAUUUACCACACGGAAAAAAAGAUUCAAUGUCCGCAGUGCCCAAGAAAAUUCUUCCAAAGGAGCGAAAUGUUAGCGCAUGCAAAUAAUAUUCAUGAUAGGGUUUACGUGUAUUUGUGUAACAAAUGUGGUGCGACUUACGCUAAGACGGCGACAGUGAGACGGCACAUGUCUGAACGCCAUGGUAUUCCAAGAGAAAUGCAAGGGAAAAUUAUAAGGGUCAAUAAAGGAAUUGGUUAUCAAGAACAGUAGCUUACGUCGAUUGAAAAUUAGAAGUUUAUUAAUUUGAGUUGAACAAUAUCUUGUUGUUCGACCGUUUGAACGACUGAUCCGUAGGUUUAUAAAGCAAUUGGAGGCUGGAAACUCAA
Molecule: messenger RNA, 1410 nt
Organism: Vanessa atalanta (red admiral)
Lineage: Eukaryota; Metazoa; Arthropoda; Insecta; Lepidoptera; Nymphalidae
Product: zinc finger protein 510-like
Exons: 2
Coding region: 38-1294 (418 amino acids)
Biological process (GO): regulation of transcription by RNA polymerase II
Cellular component (GO): nucleus
Molecular function (GO): RNA polymerase II transcription regulatory region sequence-specific DNA binding; DNA-binding transcription factor activity, RNA polymerase II-specific; zinc ion binding
Source: RefSeq, a predicted model, not a curated record